UGGAUGUUUUUAGGUGACGCUAGUUGACGCGUAUGCAUUGGCGAAGUGGCAACCAAUCGAAGAUUGUUAUGGAUGAAAUUGAAUUUUUCUGAAGAAUAUGAAUGGCUAUUUUUCAAGAAUUAGAUAUUGAUUCAGGGACAUAAAUGGAAUUUGGGGCAAAAGAUUUUAAUAUGUAAAUAUAUUAAUGAAAUCAUAUAAUGAAAAAAAUGGGAGAUCUUCAAUGUACAGUUGAAUUUUGUAUUGAGCUUCAAAAAUUUAUUAAUGUAGAUCUUUUUCAACGAGGAUAUUAUCAGAUCCGUACAUCUUUGAGAUCAUCUCCUAAAUUACCUGCUAAAAUUGAAGUUACUUUGCCUCGAAAUUCAUCUUGUUCACUUACAUUUCCUGCCUGUNAAAUUUUUGUUCUAUUUUAUUUAUAUUCAAAUCAAAUUAAGGUGUUACAUUUUUUUGAUUUACAUAUGCUGAGUGAGUGUUUUAUAAAAUAGGUUCGAGAAAUUUUACAUAAAGCUGAUUUCCAGCUUAUGGUUGAAUUAUGGUUUACUGAUCAAAAUUUUGGUCCUGAUCAGCAUAACUCCAUCCAGUGUGUCAGUACACGUAUUUUGCAUUUGCACUUUGAUCCAUCAAGAGGUCUUCAUCAUCAUAUACCUGUAUUCUUUGAUUAUUUUCAUCUCUGUGCUGUUACAAUCACUAUACACUCUACUGUUUUGGCUUUAUGCCAGCCUUAUCUCAGUUUACAACGGUCUUCAAGACAGUCUCUGGGAGGUGGUAGUCCUCGUUUAUCUAAUAAAAAACCACAUCGUUCAAGUUUAGAAACUGUAUUAUUUGGAAAUCAGUCAUUGCAGGGUUGUACUCCUCAAGUUGGACGAAUUAUGCCUUCUACUGGAAGAUUAAAUCGUGCUCGUCUAAUACAUUGGGAAUUAUGUAGCCUAUUACUUUCUGCUUAUACAAGUCUUCAAAAGCGAUUAAGUGAAUAUUUGAAAUUACUUCCACCAUGGCAACAAAUUAAAAUAGAAUCUCUUGAUUGUUCAGAUCAUUUAGAAAAUCUCAGUGAAUUUGCAAAGCAUUGUCAUAAACAUCUGAAAACCACUAAUAGUUUACCACCUUCUAAAGAUUACAUGAUGGCUCCUCCACAGGGAGCAAAUACAGAAGAAGAUUUCUUAAUAUUAGCAAAUAGUGAUAUAGCAUUGUUAUGUGGUGCUCUUAUUGUAUUAUGGCAAAAGUUUUUACAAUUUGUUGUUGGACAAGAAAAAGUUCGUCAUCAUUUAGCUAGACAGCGUCAUGUUCAAAGAGUGAAACGUUUUGCUGAAGCCUUCUUUAUUAUUGAAAGAACAAGGGAAUCUGCUUUCACACCAUGUGAAAAUAGUACUGAUUUUUAUCAGCGAGUGACUGAAGCAGCUAGAAGAUCUCAGUAUUUAACUUUAUUGCCACCUUUAGAAGUAGAAUGUAUUGAUUUAGAUGGUGAUCAUAAUUCAUUACCUAUUAUAUAUGAAGAACGAUAUGAAGAAAUAACUAGGAGGACAUCUAGGAACAGUCGGGGUUCACAAUCAACAAUUAGUUUAUGUGAUGUAAGUUUUCUCGUCGAAGAAUCUCCUGAUGAAGAAGCUGAUUUAGAAAGAAGAAAUUCUCAAGGAUUAGAUAUACAAAAGACAAAACUUUCUGAUAAUCCAAAGUUGUCUACUAGUCCAACAGUUUUAUCUUGGAUUUCUGAGUCAGCUUCCAUGAAUACAAAAUUUCAAUCUGCAUCUACCAGAAAAAUAUCAUUAAAAGAAAAAUUUUUAAAUAAUUUUAAAGUUGACUUUGAUUCUGACAGUGAAGAAUAUAAUGUUCCUACUGGUACAUUGAGAACCAAUCACAAAUUAGCUAUGUGUUCUAAAAUAAAAUUAAAAUCCAGAACAGCUAAUUUUCUUCGACAGUUAAAGAAACCUCAUAGUAAUUUUAAUAAUUCUGUAGUUUUGCUUGGUUUCAAAAAAUUAGAUUCUGCUCGUAAUAUUUCUGCUGUAAUGACAAAAUCUUCAAGAUCAAAAAUUCCUCUUGAAAAUGGAAUUAGGCAUUCUCAGAGUACAUUAUCAAUGGUAGGAUCGUUAAGUAAUGACAAUGAUAGAUCUUUAUCAAAUAGUGAAUCUCUACCUGAUUUAACAACAAAUUUUAUACCUCCGCCACCGCCACCACCUCGAGCAAGAUUUGCAAGUUCAGAAUUAGAUUGGCCAUCUUCUGAUUUUAUACUCUCAGAUGUUCCUCAAAGUCCAGCUUUUGAUCCUCCUAUUAGAAAAAAUAGUAGGAGAAGACAUUCUGUUUCACUUUUGCCUCGAUUUAGAGGGACCAAUAAUAAUUCCAGGACAUUCUCUAAAGAAGAUUCUUCAAUUAGACACUAUUCCCAUACUUCUGAUACUAGUUUAAUUAAAUCAGAAAGUUUAACUAAAUUUCUUUGUGAAAAUGAACAAUAUUCAAAAGAUAUUAGUGAUGAUGUUUUUAAUUAUAAUAAUGCAAAAAAUUCUGAUUCGGUUAAUCACAGUUAUCAAAAUGGAAGUACAGAAUUAGUUGACAAAGUUGAUGAAAAAUCUGAACAAAUUAUAGGAAAAUGUGCUGUUAAUGGUAAAGAAUUAGAAAGAAUAAGUAGUUCUGUAAAAAGUGAAGAACAAACUGAUUUUCACAUCUAUGAAGAAAUUUGUCCUCCGUCUCCUCCUGUUCAGUUCAGAGAUCCUCCAAAAAAUGAAUCUCUAUCAAAACAAGAUAACAAGUAUUCCAUAUUUAAUAUGUUAUCAAAUACAGAUAGCAUUGUAUCAAAUCCAACAACUUGUCUGUCAAGUUUAUCUUGUGAAGGUACAUUGUUUUUUCCUAAACCUCCAGCCCAAUUUGCAGCUGACAGUACAAAUGAAGAAGUUUCUCAAGACAAAGAAAAACCUACAGAGUGCACCAAUAAUUCUAAUUCAAGAAAUGAAAAUGAGAAAGAUGGCAGCCCGUGUCUUAAGACAAGUGAUUCAAAACAAUAUUCAUCUGAUGAUUUUACAAAUAAGCAGACUAAAAAAAUUGAUGAAAUAUCAUAUUUUGAAACUAAAUGUACAAUAUUAGAAAUGUUAACAGAUAUAUCAGAUAUUGAAGAUCCAUAUUGGUCUUACCAAUGGAAUGAUGCAACAGUGUUAUUUUCUGAUAACAAUCAGUCACAUUCAGGAAAUAGCCCUUUAGGAUUUUCUGAAGAAAAUACUGUUAGUUUAAGACGUGCAUCAGCCAUUGGUGCUGAUAUGAUCAGUUUUGUGAAAGCAAAAGAAGAAUUCAGGCAGCAAUUAGGAUAUUCGUGGUUUUGGUAUAGUGAUCUUCCUUCUGCUGCUUCCAUAGUGCCCUAUUUUCAAUGUGAUAAUGAUCUUCGGGCAUUUAGUCCUGAAGGUUUACAUCUAGUAAUUUGUGUUCAUGGUUUAGAUGGUAAUAGUGCAGAUUUAAGAUUAGUUAGAACCUAUUUGGAAUUAGGACUUCCAACUGUUAAUUUUGAGUUUCUUAUGUCGGAGCGUAAUCAGGGUGAAACUUUUGAUGACUUUGAAACAAUGACUGACAGAUUGGUAUCAGAAAUCACUUAUCACAUAGAAGUUUAUGGAUUGAAGCCAUCAAAAAUUAGUUUUAUUGGACAUUCACUUGGAAAUAUUAUAAUUCGUUCAGCUCUUGCAAGGCCAGAGAUGAAACCAUAUUUGAAUCAACUUCAUACUUUUCUGUCUUUAUCAGGUCCUCAUUUGGGUACACUCUAUAACAACAGUGGACUUGUAAAUAUGGGAAUGUGGUUUAUGCAAAAAUGGAAGAAAUCAGGAUCACUUUUACAAUUAGCUUUGAAAGAUACAAUAGAUGUGCGACAAUCGUUUCUUUAUAGAUUGAGUAAACAACCAGGGCUAGAAUACUUUCAGAAUGUUCUUCUAUUUGGAUCAUCCCAGGAUCGUUACGUUCCAUUACAUUCUGCUCGUAUUGAGUUAUGUAAAGCUGCUUUAAAAGACACUUCACCACAAGGUGUUGCUUAUCGAGAAAUGGUUGCAAAUCUUCUACAGCCAAUAAUUAGCAAACCCGAUAUUGUGUUCCUUCGUUACGACGUACAUCACGCACUUCCCAGCAGUGCAAAUUCACUCAUAGGUCGGGCGGCUCACAUAGCCGUCUUAGACUCUGAAUUAUUUAUCGAGAAAUUCAUGGUGGUGUGUGGACUCAAGUAUUUCUCGUAGAUCUCAGGAAACAUUAAAUUUUUUUAAACGAAAAGAUGGACAACAAUAGGUUAUUGUCGAUUAGAAAAUCUAAUUUCCACUUUGUGCGCAAUGAAUUUUUAUCACAUUUUGUUAAUUAUUGCCACAGCCUUUUUUAAAUAUUUGUCCAUUCAUCUUAGUGAUACCAAUAUUUUCUAUGUUUAUUAAUAACAAAAAUUUUUAAUUGAAAAUUGAAUGUUUAAAACCGUGCCAUUCCACCUCUAUUGUACAUAUUUUCAUCAAAUGUGCAUUUUUCCACAUUUCAGUCCAAGAAAAAAAAUAAAGAAAUGUGGUAACUGAUAUAGCCACAAGAAGUCUUUCAUUACAAUACAAUCAUGCAGCUCAGUUUGAAUCUUCUGGUUGUGGAUUGUAAUUUAUUUAUUACAAAAUGUAUAUUACUGUCCAUGUAUUUUAAUGUUCCUUAUCUGUCCAGAAAAAGUGAAAUGUGUAUACGAUGUUUUUUAGUAUCGAGUAUAGAGAGAGAGAGAUGUUAAAUUUACAAAAAUAAUUGUUUGUAUUAUAUCUGCUA
Molecule: messenger RNA, 4737 nt
Organism: Centruroides sculpturatus (bark scorpion)
Lineage: Eukaryota; Metazoa; Arthropoda; Arachnida; Scorpiones; Buthidae
Product: protein FAM135A-like
Exons: 22
Source: RefSeq, a predicted model, not a curated record